GAUCUAGCUGGUUGCGCUCGUUUUCCCCACGUGCAAUGGAACAUGGAAGCAACGAAGUGUCCGUGUGCCUUCGAUAAUAAUGGCCGAUUUUUAGCUCUUUUAACCCCCGAUGGUCGCUUAAAAGUCUGGGAUUGUACUAAUGGAUCGUUAAAGAAUCAAUAUACACCUAGUUCGCAUUUAUCCACGACUUGUGCGUGUUUAAAAUGGUGCAAUUCUUCGCGCAAUGUGGAACAAACACCCAGGCGGAAGAAACAGAAGACAGCACACCACUCAACAUCAGUAUCAACAAGUGAUAUCAUCGCUCUUGGCACAACAUCAGGAGAUAUUUUAUUAUACAGUUUAUCAGCCGGAGAAGUUCAUAAAAAAUUGGAGGGGGGUCAUUCAAGUAAAGUUAAUGAUGUUGAGUGGAGUAGGAAUGGAGAAUUGUAUUCCUGCUCCAGUGAUAAAUAUAUCGUAGAGUGGUGCACAGAGAAAGCUGAGCACAAAAGCAAAUGGAAAGCUGACAAACAUGGUGUGAGCUCACUUAGAGUUAGCCCACUAGGAAACCAUUUGUUAUCAGCUGGACGGACAAUUAAACUCUGGGAUCUUGACACAAAAGAACUUUUAAAGAAAUUCACUGGACAUUCAUCAAUAAUAACAGAUCUCUUAUUCCUACCAAACCCAACUUCAUCCGACUCCAAUGGCAAUCAUGUUUCUGACAGCACUAUCAAUGGGUGGUACUUCCUCUCCAGUGCAGAGCAUGACAGACUCCUAAACAUAUGGUAUAUAGAGCUAGAAACAAAAGCCAAAAACUCGCUAAUAUCACUAUCACUUACGGAUGAGCCUAUCUCCAUAGAUGUGACCAGACAUGAUACAAGACCAAAGCCUGUUCACAUUUCUGUUGUUACCAAAGAUGGAAGGCUACACUUGUUUGAAAAAUCUUUGAAUGGAGGUGGGAAAAAGCCUCUUUUGCCAUCCCGUACCAUUCAGCUUAAAUCUGCAGACGACAAGGCCAAAUCUCCUAUCUCAUUCAUCUGUGCCAAGCUCACCCAAGAUGAUGAUCCAUCAGUCAUUGUUGCAUAUGGUUCUUCUGUGAAACCACACUUUGAAACCAUGACCUAUUCAUCUAUGGAACAGCAUACUGUCCUUGAGAGGUCAUGUGGGACAACUCUCCAAAUACAGACUGAGACCCAGCCAACGGGACCACUGGACAAAAGUGCCAAAAGCUUGGCAGGUGCUACCACUCUUGGUCCAACCAGUAUGACAUUAGCGCGACCUGCUGUUGCAGCUCAGGCUGGUGGUAAUGGUCUUAAAAAUGACCAACUUGAAAAGAGCCUGGAGGAGAAAUUGCAAGUCAUGAAUAAGCGAAUGGCCAAGAAAAAGAAAAUCAGUUUAAAGGCAUUGCCAACAACUUCAUCGGUAGUCCAGAUGUUGACACAAGCACUCCAUAGCCAAGACAAGCAUCUUCUUGAGGAUGUGCUGAUGUCCAGUACAAAGAGCAGUCUGGUUCAGUCCACUGUCCAGCGCUUACCAGUCACCUUGGUGGUGCCAUUCAUCUCAGAGCUUGUCUUUAGAAUUCAGGUAUCGCCUAACAGAGGUAGUGAUUUAUCAGUUUGGCUCAAACAUCUGUUAUCUGUGCACAUGUCAUAUCUUAUGACGAUUCCUAACCUUGUGGAGUCCUUGAGCAGUCUCUAUGCAAUGAUGGAGACUAGAGUAGGUGUCUAUGGCAAGCUGUGCAAGUUGCAAGGCAGACUGGACCUGUUGCUUUCACAGGUUGCAGCCCAGCAGGAGAGUGACCAUGACUUGAGGCAGCCAGCAACUUUCUAUCAAGAAGAAGACUCGGAAUCAGAAGAUGAUGUCCAUCUUGAUGGCCACGUAGCAGGCGAUGACAGCUCGAAGGAGGAGAAAUGGGAUGAGGGAUCAGAUGAUGAUGAUGAUGACAGCAGUGUCUCAGCAGAUGAUGACAGUGAUGAGGAUAUUGAUGUGCAUGCAGGCGAUAGUGACAAUUCUGACUGAAUGUUGUUGACUUGUAAACAGAAUGUAAUUAUAUUUGAAUAAAGAGCUAGGCAAAAUA
This is a messenger RNA of Nematostella vectensis (starlet sea anemone), 2053 nucleotides long. Its product is annotated as WD repeat-containing protein 43. Gene Ontology annotation, cellular component: nucleolus. NCBI's taxonomy places the organism in Eukaryota, Metazoa, Cnidaria, Anthozoa, Actiniaria, Edwardsiidae. Gene Ontology annotation, molecular function: protein binding. The record is from RefSeq and is a predicted model, not a curated record. The transcript is spliced from 19 exons. Gene Ontology annotation, biological process: maturation of SSU-rRNA from tricistronic rRNA transcript (SSU-rRNA, 5.8S rRNA, LSU-rRNA). The coding region runs from base 43 to 1995 and encodes 650 amino acids.